AUGACCGACGUCACCAUGCAAGUCGACAACCCACAGGAAACUCUGGAGGCGAUCAAGCAUGGGGAGAUCGAUGAGUCCCUGUACAGCCGACAACUGUAUGUGCUCGGCCACGAGGCCAUGAAGCGCAUGGGCUCGUCGAACGUUCUCGUGGUAGGCUUGAAGGGCCUUGGUGUGGAAAUUGCUAAGAACAUUGCCCUCGCCGGUGUCAAAUCCCUCACCCUUUACGACCCCGCUCCCGUUGCUAUUUCCGACCUCUCCUCCCAGUUCUUCCUCCAGCCUCAAGAUGUCGGCAAGCCGCGCGCCGAUGUCACCGCCCCACGAGUCGCCGAACUCAACUCUUACGUUCCGGUUACAAUCCACGAGAGUGGAAGCCUUGUGGCUGACCUGGAGAAGCUUAAGCGCUACCAGGCGAUUGUUCUGACCCAAACGCCCUUGAAGGAGCAAUUGGUGAUCGCAGACUUUUGCCACAAGAACGGAAUUUACUUGACCAUUACGGAUACUUUUGGUCUCUUCGGUUAUAUCUUCAACGACUUCGGAAAGAACUUUACUGUCGGCGAUCCUACUGGUGAGGAUCCCGUUAGCGGAAUCGUUGCCGAUAUUGAUGAAGAUGGUCUGGUGUCUGCACUGGAUGAGACCCGGCAUGGUUUGGAAGAUGGAGAUUAUGUAACUUUUACUGAAGUCAAGGGUAUGGAUGGCUUGAACGGUAGUGACCCCCGGAAGGUCACCGUUAAGGGACCGUACACUUUCACCAUUGGUGACGUUUCCGGCCUCGGUUCGUACCAGGGUGGCGGUCUCUUUACUCAGGUGAAGAUGCCGAAGUUUAUUGACUUCCAGCCCCUGUCGGAGCAGAUUAAGAAGCCGGAGCACCUGAUCUCAGAUUUUGCCAAAUUUGACCGGCCUCAACAGUUGCACAUUGGUGUCCAGGCCUUGCACAAGUUUGCGGAGUCCCACGAUCACCAAAUGCCUCGCCCACACAAUGACAGUGAUGCUCGGGAAGUUCUCAAGAUCGCCACCGAGCUUGCAGCAGCGGAAGAGGAGAAGGUUGAGCUAGACGAGAAGAUUAUCAAGGAGCUCAGCUACCAGGCUCGUGGUGAUCUUAACCCACUUGCCUCCUUCUUCGGAGGUAUCGCUGCCCAGGAAAUCCUGAAGGCCGUCUCUGGAAAGUUCAACCCCGUUCAGCAGUGGAUGUACUUUGACUCCUUGGAGUCUCUUCCAUCUUCGACCACGCGGUCCGAAGAAAGCUGCAAGCCUCUUGGCAGUCGUUAUGAUGGCCAGAUUGCGGUCUUCGGUAAGGAGUACCAGGAGAAGCUUUCUAAUGUCACCCAGUUCCUGGUCGGUGCUGGUGCUAUUGGAUGCGAAACCCUGAAGAACUGGGCCAUGAUGGGUCUGGGUACUGGUCCUAAGGGUAAGAUCUACGUCACCGACAUGGAUCAGAUCGAGAAGAGCAACUUGAACCGUCAGUUCCUGUUCCGCUCCAAGGACGUUGGUCGUCUCAAGAGUGAAUGUGCUACUGCCGCAGUCCAAGCUAUGAACCCCGAGUUGAAGGGUAAGAUUGUGACUCUCCGUGAUCGUGUCGGAAACGACACCGAGCACAUCUUCAACGAAGAUUUCUGGAACGGACUUGACGGAGUAACAAAUGCUUUGGACAACGUCGAUGCUCGGACAUAUGUGGACCGCCGCUGCGUCUUCUUCCGCAAGCCCCUCCUCGAGAGUGGUACUCUCGGCACCAAGGGUAACACACAGGUUAUCCUCCCCUUCAUUACGGAGUCCUACUCCAGCUCUCAGGACCCCCCGGAGAAGUCGUUCCCGAUGUGUACUCUGAAGAGUUUCCCUAACCGUAUCGAGCAUACUAUUGCCUGGGCUCGGGACCUCUUCCAGACCUUAUUUGUUGGCCCCCCUGAGGCUGUCAAUAUGUACCUCUCGCAGCCAGACUACAUUGAGCAGACCCUCAAGCAGGCUGGUAACGAGAAGCAGACCUUGGAACACCUUCGUGACUUCCUGGUGACUGACAAGCCCUUGACUUUCGAUGAUUGUAUUGUCUGGGCCCGUCAACAGUUCGAGUCGCAGUACAAUAAUGCGAUCCAGCAACUUCUGUACAACUUCCCUAAGGACUCCAAGACCUCUUCUGGUCAGCCAUUCUGGUCCGGCCCCAAGCGCGCCCCGGCCCCUCUGAAGUUUGACAGCUCAAACCCUACCCACAUUGGUUUUGUGAUUGCCGGUGCCAACCUUCAUGCAUUCAACUACGGUAUUAAGAACCCCGGUGUGGGCAAGGACUACUACAGCAAGGUGGUUGAUGAUAUGAUCAUUCCCGAAUUCACACCGAGUUCCAAUGUUAAGAUUCAGGCUGACGACAAUGACCCUGACCCCAACGCCCAGCCCGCCGGAGGCUCUGAUGAUAAUGAUGAGAUCCAGAAGCUGGUGACAACUCUGCCGUCGCCCAAGUCUCUUGCCGGCUUCCGCCUUCAGCCCGUCGAGUUCGAGAAGGAUGACGAUACCAACCACCACAUCGACUUCAUCACCGCGGCCAGCAACCUCCGUGCUGAUAACUACGACAUUCCACAGGCGGAUCGUCACAAGACCAAGUUCAUUGCUGGAAAGAUUAUCCCCGCCAUCGCUACCGCCACUGCCCUGGUCACCGGUCUGGUGGCUCUGGAGCUGUACAAGGUGGUCGAUGGCAAGGACGAUAUCGAGCAAUAUAAGAACGGAUUCAUUAACCUUGCGCUUCCGUUCUUUGGUUUCAGUGAGCCGAUUGCUAGCCCCAAGGGCAAGUACCAGGGCAAGCAAGGUGAGGUUACCAUUGACCGACUGUGGGACCGCUUCGAGGUGGAGGAUAUUCCCCUCCAACAAUUCCUGGAUGACUUUGCCAACAAGGGUUUGGAUAUCACUAUGGUUAGCUCUGGCGUGAGCUUGCUGUACGCCAGUUUCUAUCCUCCCAACAAGGUCAAGGACCGCCUUCCCCUGCCAAUGAGCAAGCUCGUCGAGCACGUCAGCAAAAAGCCGGUUCCCGAGCACCAGAAGAACAUUAUUUUCGAGGUGACUGCCGAGGACCAGACCGAGGAAGAUGUGGAGGUUCCGUACGUGAUGGUCAAGCUGUCGAAAUAG
This is a messenger RNA of Penicillium cinerascens, 3102 nucleotides long. RefSeq names its product E1 ubiquitin-activating protein ubaA (gene ubaA). Bases 1 to 3102 code for a protein of 1033 amino acids. NCBI's taxonomy places the organism in Eukaryota, Fungi, Ascomycota, Eurotiomycetes, Eurotiales, Aspergillaceae. Gene Ontology annotation, molecular function: SUMO activating enzyme activity. Gene Ontology annotation, cellular component: cytoplasm; SUMO activating enzyme complex. The record is from RefSeq and is a predicted model, not a curated record. Gene Ontology annotation, biological process: protein sumoylation. The transcript has 5 exons.